AUGACGGACUACAAGUUCCAGGGAUGGAUGGGCCUCGACAAGGACUCCGCCGAGGGCAAGAUGGUCUGGCAGGAGUUUCCAAACGUCAAGCCAUUCGAAGAGACCGACGUCGACAUCCAGAUCACCCACUGCGGUAUCUGUGGUUCUGACCUGCACACGCUACGAUCCGGGUGGUGUACGGAAAGCUGGCACCCCGAGAGCUUGAAUAUCGCUGACAUUGUCUGACUGAAGUCCCUACUCCCUAUCCUUGUUGUGUAGGCCAUGAGAUCGUUGGCAAGGCGGUGCGUGUGGGUUCCAAGGUCGAGAAGGGCAUCAAAGUUGGAGACCGCGUCGGCGUUGGCGCUCAGGCCGCUUCGUGCUUGAAGCCAGACUGCGAGGAGUGUGCUGCUGGUAUUGAGAAUCACUGCCAAGGCACGGUCGGCACGUACGGCUCCAAGUUUCCAGAUGGCUCCGACUCCUACGGUGGAUAUGCGGAUUACCACCGCUGCCACUCGCAUUUCGUGGUCAAGAUUCCAGACGAGAUCCCGAGCGAGGAGGCAGCACCAAUGCUCUGCGGCGGCAUCACAGUCUACUCUCCUCUGAAGCUGAACGGCUGUGGUCCUGGCAAGAAGGUCGGCAUUAUCGGCAUUGGUGAGUUCUUAAGAUCGCCGUAGCAUGCAUGAGAGGCUGACUUGGGUGUCUCAGGCGGUCUGGGUCAUUUCGGCGUUCUCUUCGCGAGAGCCCUCGGUGCUGACAAGGUUGUCGCGAUCAGCCGCAAGAACAAUAAACGCGAGGAUGCUCUUAAGCUUGGAGCAGAUGAGUACAUUUCGACCGACGACGACAAGGACUGGGCUGCGAAGAACUCCCGCAGUCUCGACCUCAUCGUAUGCACCGUGUCAUCCGACAAGAUGCCUCUCUCCGACUACUUGGCUCUUCUCAAGGUCCACGGAACUUUCAUUCAGGUUGGCGCUCCAGAGGACAAAUUGCCAGACUUGACUGCUUUCGCUCUCGUCAUGAAGGGCGUCAAGAUUGGUGGCUCCUUAAUCGGUGCGCCGGGGCAGAUUGAGGAGAUGCUGCAGCUCGUUGCGGAGAAGAAGAUCAAGCCCUGGAUUAACACUCGGCCAUUGAAAGACGCAAACCAAGCCAUUCUGGAUUUCGAGGCCGGUAAGCCAAGAUAUAGAAUCACGCUGGUCAACGAGAAGCACCUGUAA
This is a messenger RNA of Lecanosticta acicola, 1190 nucleotides long. Lineage: Eukaryota; Fungi; Ascomycota; Dothideomycetes; Mycosphaerellales; Mycosphaerellaceae. The record is from the annotation of a GenBank genome assembly.